UUUAAUCUGUGGCACAUACAUUCAAAACUCAAAUAACCGUUGAAUUCGUUGAGCUAAGAAUAAAUUUGGUUCUUUUUAAUUUGUUUUUGUUGAUCCACAAGUUUUAUUAUUAGUCUCCCAAGCCCGAUCUACAACUAUCGGACUGUGUUUUCUAAAUAUAUACUGGUCUCCACGAUUAGAACGGGCGAAUGUUUUCAAAUAUUUUAUUGAGUGACUCUUCGUCUUUUGUAUCACCUGAUAAAGGUAUCAAAACCAUUUACAAGAAAUUCCAAAACUUUUUGGGUCGUGGAGCAGAAGAUAACAGUUCGAAAAUUAAUGAAGAAAUGUUGUCUGUUGGCGGAAAUGCAACUGCAUCUGAUGACAGUUUCAUAACACCAGUUUCAUCGGUGGGCGAUCUUAUGGCGAUGUCACCAAAGAGAUCUAAUGAUGUGUCGGAACAGAGGCACGAGACCAGCGAUCUCCUCACCGGGUCGGACUUCGAUAGCAUCUGUGAUGUAACUAUGAAAGAGGUACCAAUGUCAGACGAUAUGUUUAUUGAUGCCACAAGUUUAGAUUUUCUCGUGAAGUGUGCCGAAUCUAACCGCAACCAUAACCACAUAGAUCGGGGCAAGGAAAGUUUAUUUGUGAAGUUCGACCCACUGUAUGCACGUCAAAAGCUUGAAGACGCGAGCUCUGUUCAUACAGAUUCCGCAGUGGACUCAUUGGAGUGUGAUGUGGGCUACGAAACAGGCAGCACAGUGUCAGUUUACACUGAUAACAAUGUGAUAGCACCAAAACAAACGCAAUCCGCAGGUGCCAUGCCUUCUCUGAGCAGAGAUAAACCCAUGCAGGUAGUACCACCAGUUGUUAACAGUGGAGGUCCAAAAUCAGGUUGUAGUCACGCUAGAUCUACACCAGGGCUGAUGCGCAGCGUCUCUGCUAUUCUCACCCCUUCUAGAGGUGUGGCCACUGAGAGACUCAUUAGUAUAUCAGGUAGUACUCCUCCCACUGCAGCACCAAGAAGUCCUCGCUAUCACAAUUUUACAACCCAAGAUGUGGAUCAUCUUCACACACUCAGAAUUAUUUUACAAAAACAAGAACAAGAAGUAUUGCAGCUUAGACAACAGAAUAGGGAACUAAAGAGUACAUUGCAAGAUAUGGAACACAACUACAAUAGGGUCACAGAAGAUUUGACAUCUAAAGUUAAGAAAUUGACUGAUGAAAGGGACCAUUCUCUUCAAAAGGAAUUAAAAUUACAGCAGCAAAUCAAUGAUAAAACUAUGAGCAACAAACAAAUGAGUAUUGUUAUGGAGGAAUAUGAGAAAACAAUAUCUUCAUUAAUAGAGGAACAGCAGCGGGAAAAGAUAUUGAACCAGGAAACCUUGGAAAAGGUUACAUCGGACAGAGACCAGGCUCUUAACCAUCUCAGUAAUAUGGAGAGUUCUUUUAAUGAUCUGCUUACCAAGUACGAAAAAUGCAAGACUGUAAUACUGGAAACAAAAGAUAGAGAGAAGAUGUAUGAACAGAAAAUGUCUGAAUACCAGGCAGCUGUCAAAAAAUAUGAGGAGCUGUAUGGGAAUCUGAAACAAGUGACAUCAGAUGCACUUUCUAAAGCUAAUGAAACUUUAGAGAAUCUCAAGAAGAACUAUAAUAUUGAAGUUACAAAGUUGAAUGCUACUGUGAAGAAGCAUGAAAUUACUAUAGCUUCCCUUCAGGAGUCUUUGGUUCAGAAAACAAGAGAUAAUGAUGAACUGAUGAGGUUAUAUGAUCAGCUCAUUAGUGAAGUGCAUUAAUGUCAUUCAAACAAUUUAUCUCCAUUUGGUGCUUUCAUUCUUUCCAUGCUUAUAUAUGUUAAACAAGCUGCUUUUCUUAGCUGACUGUCUCACUGUGAUGAAUCUCAACUUUUUUAUCUUAAAUUAUUAGUUUUAAUAGUAUUAUUUAUUAGUGUUUAGUUUUAACUUUUUAUGACAUUUGUUUGUUUAAAAUUUUGUGAUUAUGUUUCUCUUAUUACAUGUUUAUGACAACAGUAUUAGUUCCUGACUUUAAAAUUUUGAAUACAUUGAUUACUGUAUUAAUUUGACACUAAAAUGCUAAUGUGUAGUGAAACUACUAAAUUCAAUACUAGUGACUUAUCAAUAAUAUCCAAGACAAUAAAAUAAUUUUAUGCUUCCAGAUAAGUACACAUUCUAUGCAUGCAUUGUGUAAUAAUAUUAAUAAAAUAAAAUUAAACAAAAUGUUUCCAUGUGAUAAAUUGAUGUUUCAUAGCAGCUAUUUGUAGCAAGGUAUUGUUAUGUAGGCAGGGUAGAUUUAUUGGUUACUUAAAGUACCUAACAUAACGCAUAGGAAACCACAAUAUGAGAAAUGGAACUAAAAUAUAAAAUCAUGUCGAAGAUUUAACAUUCUUUCUAAAACUCAUCAUGUGGUAUUUUGUGCCAAUAUUCCUAAAAAUUUUCCCUCCAUUAGGGCUGUCAUAUUUAUAUCUUUGUAUGUUAUUUAUUUAUCAUUUAAAAUUGCCUCUUUUUAGUAUUAAUGUCCAUGCCAUCAUAAGGUUUUGUACAUUCAAGGUGGUCGGGUGACUUGGCGACGUACCUAAUGCUUAUGACGCUUUGUUUCGCCUCGUAUUACGAACAAAACCUGGAAACUCACUAUGAGAAUGAUAUAUUCAUGCCUGGUCCCACCACUUUUAUGUUAUAACUUAGAAGUACUAAUCUGUAUUCCAUAACAUAGAUUUUAGACUUGUUACGCUAAUUGUAGGGGUGUUGGUAAAAGCCCUCAUAUUUCAUUAUGUUAAAUACUUGUGUAGUAAUUGUCAAGAAUAAGUCGUAAUUUUUUUCUGUUUAUUUUUGUGUUCUUCAAGUCCAUAUUAUGUGCAUUUUGUACUUAGAUAUUUAAUAAAUUUGUACAUUAAAUA
Molecule: messenger RNA, 2890 nt
Organism: Helicoverpa zea (corn earworm)
Lineage: Eukaryota; Metazoa; Arthropoda; Insecta; Lepidoptera; Noctuidae
Exons: 1
Coding region: 189-1772 (527 amino acids)
Biological process (GO): mitotic spindle organization; cell population proliferation
Cellular component (GO): cytoplasm
Source: RefSeq, a predicted model, not a curated record